CCCGCCUGUCCGCCGCCUGCGCCCGCUCCCCGACCCAGAAACACCCAACCCCGAACCCGACGAAGCGGCGUCGUCGGAUCCUGGGGGUGAAUGACCGCCCAUCAUGUCCGCAACAUCGUCUUGGCCCGGGACCGAUGGUUCCUCUGAGCAGAGUGGACAACAGGUCUCACCGUCAGACCAUCAAGAUGUGUUGGACCGACAAAUGGUUCAACAUUUGUUGAGUCGUUAUGGUCAUAAUGGACUAAGCAAACUGAUUCGGGAUGAGCUGACACCUCAAUCUGACGGAGCAUCCAUCAUUUCGAGUGCCGCGCAAUCUUCCAUCCUCUCCGACGAUUCAUCCAGCAUCUGGGACACCCAAAGCGUGAGGACCUUCUCAUCCGACGCGUCGUCCAUCACCGGUAGCAUCAUCUCCAACGUCUCGCGCGGCGCCAAACUCUUAACCCGUCGAUCGACCAACCGUGCGGUUCGGAGCUCUUCCACCGCCACUGCAGCCGACGCGCAAACCCAUACUCACACUUCGGGCCAUUCUACAAAAUCCACUCCGUACCAGACCGAUGACCACCAGCACCACCACCACCACCACCACCACCACCAGAAUGACACCCCGUCGUCGUCUUCUUCACACGUCGCGACCCCGGCAUCCGACACGACCACAACGCCUUCGCACUCCAGCGCGACGAAGCAAAAGACCGUCUUCAUGUGCGGGUUCUGCAGGGAAGAGGACAUCACCAAGACAUGCACGCGCAAGAACGACCUCAAACGCCACAUCGAGGACUUCCACAACGUCAACGCCCAAUGGCACUGCAAACACCGCGGCUGCAAGAUGGUCUUCGACUGGCAGGCCGCCUACAAGACCCACCUCAAGGCCGCCCACGGCGGGUCGCGCAUGUCGCUCGACGAGGCCAAAGUCAACCUCUGCCCGCAGGUCGUCUUCGCCUGCGGCUUCGAGAAAUGCGCCCAGCUGUACGAGGCCCGCGGCGACGACGACGCCGCCGCCGUGUUCAAGGAGUACGUCGCCCACGUCGUGAAGCACUUUGACGACGGCGCCGUCGGCGGGGAGUGGUCCUACUCGGCCAGGAUGCGGAACCUGUUCCGCCAGAGCCACGUCGUCGGCGCCUGGAACGAGGCAUCGGCUUGGAACGGCGGGGGCGGCGGCGGCGGUGCCGGCAGCAGCCUCGACCUCAACCUCCGUCACCUCCGCUGGGACCCGCAGACGUCGGUCGUGUUGAGGAAAAGGCUCGAGAGCCGACACAUCGGGGACGUCAAGCUGCUGAUCCAGUACGCCAUGGUCCUCGGCUCGGACCCGAACGCGCCCUGCGAGUUCCGGGAGGAUUUCGUCGUCCCCGUCGCCGAUACCUGCCAGCACGUCAUGCCGGGUCACAAGACGAGGCAUCAGAUGAUGGCGGCGAUGAUGCCGCCCGAAGAUGCCUCGACGGACCCCUUCUCGUUCCGUAUCUCCCGCGGCGCGAACCCGGCUCUGGCGCAGUACAUGGCCUCCCAGCGCAAGGUGUACGCCCCGAGCCGACAGCGCGUCAUGCGCCCGCUGCAGCUGCACCAGCCGAGGCCGACAUCGAACCCGCUGGCGCAGCACCAUCACCAUCCUCCACCACCUCCUCCUACUCAUCAUCAUCAUCAACAACAACAACAACAACAACAACAACAACAACAACAACAACAACAACAACACCACCACCACCACUCGCCCCUGUACUCCCGCCACGACGCCCACGUCAGGUCCCAUCCGCACCACACCCCCGGCACGGUCAUGCCGGAUGGCAUCCAGGGCCUGCGACACCUGACAAACGAGGCUUCCGAACCGCCCGACGUCGAGAUGGAGGACCCGUCUGCCAUGAUGGAUUUCUCGUCGACGUACGGGAAUCAUCACGGCUCGUUACAUGCACCUACGGCGAUAGUGGCGCCUGCUAUGGAGGGGCGCGUGAUGGGCGAGCACCCGGGUGCCUUUUAUUAA
Sodiomyces alkalinus F11 is the source of this 1969-nucleotide messenger RNA. RefSeq lists its product as hypothetical. NCBI's taxonomy places the organism in Eukaryota, Fungi, Ascomycota, Sordariomycetes, Glomerellales, Plectosphaerellaceae. The transcript is spliced from 3 exons. Gene Ontology annotation, cellular component: nucleus; aryl hydrocarbon receptor complex. Bases 104 to 1969 code for a protein of 621 amino acids. Gene Ontology annotation, molecular function: nuclear receptor activity; transcription cis-regulatory region binding. Gene Ontology annotation, biological process: regulation of transcription by RNA polymerase II. The record is from RefSeq and is a predicted model, not a curated record.